Messenger RNA from Cyphellophora europaea CBS 101466, 1143 nucleotides. RefSeq lists its product as uncharacterized. The record is from RefSeq and is a predicted model, not a curated record. Lineage: Eukaryota; Fungi; Ascomycota; Eurotiomycetes; Chaetothyriales; Cyphellophoraceae. The transcript has 2 exons. Gene Ontology annotation, cellular component: cytoplasm. The coding region runs from base 1 to 1143 and encodes 380 amino acids. Gene Ontology annotation, molecular function: flavin adenine dinucleotide binding; electron-transferring-flavoprotein dehydrogenase activity.
AUGUCCGAGCAUCAGAUCGUUGUCAUUGGCGCCAGCUUCGCAGGCCUCACGGUGUCCCAUAACCUGCUCAAAGAUAUCAUUCCUGCCAUCCCGAAACAAAAGUUCAAGGUCGUCCAAGUCGCACCCUCGGACCAGUUCUAUUUCAAGAUUGCUGCGCCGCGAGUUCUGAUCAACCCGCAGUCGCUGCCCCUCGAGAAGGCCCUCAUCGAUUUCAAGAAAACCUUCAGCGGAUACAGCGCAGAGCAAUACCAGUUCAUCAAGGCAUCCGCUACCUCGAUCGAUCCUGCCACCAAGACUGUCAAGCUCAGCAAUGAGUCUUCAGUCAAGUACGACAGCCUGGUCAUCUGCUCCGGCACUUACUUCGAUAAUGACCUAUGGUCGACAGCCCGAGGAGAAGAACCCUUGAAGGCCGCCAUCAAGGAUCUCCACGAGAAGCUUCCCAAGGCCGAGACCAUCGUCAUUGGUGGUGGUGGUGCAGCCGGCACCGAGACCGCAGGCGAGCUGGGCGACCUCUAUGGCUCUAAGAAAGACAUCACCCUAUAUUCGGGCACAUCCCAGCUGCUGAACAAUCUAAACAACAAGGCGGUGGGCAAGGAUGCAGAGCAGCGCCUGCUCAAGCAGGGUAUCAAGGUCCAGCACAACAUUCAAAUCACCUCUCACCGCUCUGAAGGCGGUAAAGAGGUGUUGCAGCUGAGCAACGGCGAGACCAAGACGGUGGACGUCUACAUUGGCGCUGUCGGCGAUAGACCCAGCACCAGCUUCGUGCCCAAAGAGUGGCUCGACGACAAGAACCGAGUCCUGACCGACCCUCAGACCCUGCGCUUGAGUGUGGAUGGCGUCAGAGGCGUUUACGUCUAUGGUACCGCUGCCAGCUACUCUAACGGCUCCAUCGCCGACGUUAUGUUUGCGAAGAAGGCUAUUCUGGAGACCUUGAAGAACGAUCUGGCCGGCAACGAACCCGCCCCGCGGACCAAGAAUGUCUACAAGAAGAUCACCAGCGACAUGCAAUUUGUGCCUGUUGGGUCUACACAGGGUGUCGGUAUUGCUUUCGGCUGGAAGGUGCCCAGUUUCAUGGUCAAAAUGGCCAAAUCCAAAGACUUCAUGAUCGGCAACGCUUCGAAGGUCGUCGCCGGAAACUCCUAG